AUGCCGCUCGGAUCAAGGCGACUCGCCCUUAUCCUUUUCGGCUUCGUGGCAUUGAUCGUCCUCUUUGGAAGGAGGGACUCGAGGGACGCUGUGGUGGGUUACGUCAACGACAAGGCUGGUCAGGUCGGACAAGCUGUGCAGCAUGCGCCAUGGAAGGCCAAGCCGGAUCAAGACAGCAAUCACGCUGUAGGCUUCCCCGUCAGCCCUUCUCCGCCAUCGACAACACCCGCCAAGGCCCCUGUCACGGGCACUAGCGCCGACAUCGUGCGUGAGAAGCCCGCGCUGCACCCGGAUCCCAGCAAGACGACCCGCUGCGAUGGCACAGGGCCUCGGCCCGUGGACCACAAAGGCCAGCCGAGGCCGCUGGUGCAGUACGCUCUCAUGAUCGAUGCGGGUAGUACCGGCAGUCGUAUACACGUGUACCGCUUCAACUACUGUUCGGACUCCCCGGAGCUAGAAGACGAGUACUUUGAGAUGCUUAAAGGUGGUCUCAGCAAUUACGGCACCAAUCCAGCUGCUGCUGCCGAUUCGCUGAGGCCGUUGCUCUCCUCAGCGCUGAAGCGCGUGCCGCACGCACUGCGAAAGUGCACGCCGGUUGCAGUCAAGGCCACUGCUGGUCUGCGUCUGCUGCCCGGCAAGCAGGCGGAGGACGUGAUCAAGGCGGUGCGACACAUGCUCGAACUCGAAUUCCCUUUCCCCAUCGCAGACGGCAAGAACGCCGACGGGUCGAAAAGCACCAAAGGUGUCGAAAUCAUGGACGGCAAGGACGAAGGGGUCUUUGCAUGGAUCACCGUCAACUAUCUGCUGAACCGAAUUGGCUCCUCGUCGGCUGACAAGCUCGAGACGGCUGCGGUGAUGGAUCUUGGUGGUGGCUCCACUCAGAUCGUAUUCCAACCGACCUUCCCCUCGGCGCUGCAAGGCAUGCAACCAGGCGAGCACGUCUACCAGCUCAACGCGUUUGGCACCAAACCCUACACGCUCUAUCAGAACUCCUACCUGGGAUAUGGACUGAUGCAGGCGCGAAUGUCGAUCAACUCGCUCGCCGCCUUCACGUACAGCCUUGCGCAUCCGAACGCCGUGCUCACCGGCUCGGCGCACGACGGAGCGCAAGGCUCCCUCGAAUGGUCCACGCUACGACCGGAAACCACACGCAUCCCUUCGCCCUGCUUCACGAACGGUCGCACCAAGGCGGUGCUCAUUUCGCAACCGGGUCAAAAGACGCACGCCAACGUGACGAUGAUCGGCACCGAUGGCGGCUUCCACGCGUGUCGACGGCUGGUUGAAGUCAUGAUGGACAAGGAUGCUGUAUGCACUUCGCGUCCGUGCUCAUUCGGCGGCGUCUACCAGCCUUCGCUGAUGGAGACGUUCAGAACGGCCCCGAUCAUGGCCCUGUCUUACUUCUACGAUCGACUCGAGCCGCUCGGCCUCGGACCCAAAUUCAAGAUCAAGGACCUGGAAGCGGUGGCGCAGCGUGCAUGCGCUUACACGAAGAGCGACACACAAGGCUUCGACGCCAAAGCGAUCGCCGAGCUGGAGGACAGGCCCGAGACGUGUCUGGAUCUCAGCUUCAUGCAUGGACUGCUCAGCCUGGGGUACGAGUUGGGUGGGGAGAGGGAGGUGAGCAUCGCCAAGAAGCUGGGAGGCACGGAGUUGGGUUGGUGUUUGGGUGCGCAGCUGGCCGUGUUGGAUGAAGAUGGGUUGCUGUGCAAGGCUUGA
This is a messenger RNA of Pseudozyma hubeiensis SY62, 1716 nucleotides long. RefSeq lists its product as hypothetical. The record is from RefSeq and is a predicted model, not a curated record. Gene Ontology annotation, cellular component: membrane; Golgi apparatus. Gene Ontology annotation, biological process: nucleoside diphosphate catabolic process; protein N-linked glycosylation. Lineage: Eukaryota; Fungi; Basidiomycota; Ustilaginomycetes; Ustilaginales; Ustilaginaceae. Bases 1 to 1716 code for a protein of 571 amino acids. Gene Ontology annotation, molecular function: GDP phosphatase activity; UDP phosphatase activity. The transcript has a single exon.